AUGCCCGAAAUCAAUCUUCCACUCCCAUCACAAUAUAUCACAGGAAUGGGGGCGGCUAAAGAUCAUUGGAAAAGAAGGAAAAAGAAGAACAGCAUGAAGGAAAAACGUAUCAGAAUAGGAUUUUGUUUUCUGUUAUACUUGCUGCGUGUUUUUCAUUUAAGAUUUAAGCGUCAGCACGAAGAAGAGGAGAUUGAAACCUAA
Molecule: messenger RNA, 201 nt
Organism: Clunio marinus
Lineage: Eukaryota; Metazoa; Arthropoda; Insecta; Diptera; Chironomidae
Source: the annotation of a GenBank genome assembly